AUGCUUUACUUGUCAUUACUAAUUGACGACCAACUUGAAAAAAUGAGUUUUACGCAAAUGCUGUCGUAUCGAGACCGACUCAUGAAAGUUGCCCUUGGAGCAGCGAGCCCAGACAGAUGUAUCUGUCUUGAGUGGAUGCUUCACGAUACUGUCAUGGCCAUGCGAAGUAUGGACGAGGUUCUGGCAAAUGAUGUCGCCCAGGGAUUUUGUCAGCUUCUGCAAGCCCAGACGUCCCAGGAGAGAACCACAGCAAACACUCUCGGGUCAUACCUCAAAUUCAGGGAGACAGAUGUGGGCAAAACACUCUACACAGCCCUCAUUAGAUUUGGUGCCAAGCUCGAUCUCACUCCCACCGCACUUGAAAAUACAGCCGCUUUGGAAAGCACCGCAUUUAGGCAUGUCAGUGUUAUGAAUGAUAUCUAUAGCUGGGAGCGAGAAUGGAAAGUAUACCAGGAAAACCCAACCGAUGGUGCCCAGCCAUUCUCCGCCAUCUACAUCCUUGCGAACGAGACAGGACUACCAUAUACAGCCUGCAGACGAUUAAUGUAUAGCUAUUGUCGGGAAUUGGAGCUCGUUUUCAAACAAUCCAGCGUUGAAAUCCGACACAACACCAUGGAAGGCUUGACACAUGAACUAGAGAUGUACAUCAAAGGUCUAGAAUACUUCAUGUGCGGCAUUGAGUUAUGGAGCCAGUGGACUCCACGAUAUCGACAAUAA
Penicillium roqueforti is the source of this 717-nucleotide messenger RNA. RefSeq lists its product as uncharacterized. The record is from RefSeq and is a predicted model, not a curated record. The transcript has 3 exons. The coding region runs from base 1 to 717 and encodes 238 amino acids. NCBI's taxonomy places the organism in Eukaryota, Fungi, Ascomycota, Eurotiomycetes, Eurotiales, Aspergillaceae.